Gambusia affinis (western mosquitofish) is the source of this 2287-nucleotide messenger RNA. It is a transcript of the gene gpr161b, whose product is annotated as G protein-coupled receptor 161a. The record is from RefSeq and is a predicted model, not a curated record. Gene Ontology annotation, biological process: G protein-coupled receptor signaling pathway. NCBI's taxonomy places the organism in Eukaryota, Metazoa, Chordata, Actinopteri, Cyprinodontiformes, Poeciliidae. Gene Ontology annotation, cellular component: membrane; recycling endosome. Gene Ontology annotation, molecular function: G protein-coupled receptor activity. The transcript is spliced from 6 exons. Bases 500 to 2068 code for a protein of 522 amino acids.
GUUUUAUAAACAAAGCAACCGAAUCACACUGCCUGUGGUUCUUCUGAAAAAAAGAAUCAAAUCCCAUUUUUAUUUGUUUAAUACACAACAAUGAUAAGACGUAAUUUAAUUAAUCCAAUUCGUUAAAAACAGGGUUAUAACAGUACUGGUUUAACGGCGAAGCGAAAGCAGAGCAUUUUUCCUCGACGACCACCCACACAGUGGCAGCUCGGAGAGGGAGCUGGAGCUUAGGGUGGGAGGCGGCGGAGUGGAGAGGAGGAGGACGCCAUUGCAGCCACAGCUGGCCGCCCGAGAUAAAUUUCAUACCAUCCCAAACUCUUUCCAUAUUCACUGGCUUUCCGGUUUUCCUCUGGUUCAUCCCGCUUUUGUCGGGUCUCGAGGAAAUACAAAAACAAGAUGGUCGUUUCGUCUUCGCUGACAGUCGAAAUGUGGAGCCCCAGCGCCGAACAAAAGCAGACCUCCCCAGUUGCCUCGCUCUCCGGUGGUCCAGUCUCUCACCAUGAACGCCAGUAGGAACUGCACCUCAGUGGGGAACGGCGACGGUCUGGCAGUCCUGGAGUCGGUGUCCAUCUUGACCAUCACGCUCCUGGCCUGCCUGGGGAACCUGCUGAUCGUGGCCACCCUCUACCGCAGACCGUACCUGCUCACGCCCAGCAACAAGUUCGUGUUCAGCCUGACCCUGUCCAACCUGCUGCUCUCCGUGCUGGUGCUGCCGUUUGUGGCAGUGAGUUCAGUGAAGCGAGAGUGGGUCUUCGGGGUGGUGUGGUGCAACUUCACCGCGCUGCUCUACCUGCUCAUCAGCUCGGCCAGCAUGCUGACCCUGGGAGCGAUCGCCAUCGACAGGUACUACGCCGUGCUCUACCCGAUGAUCUACCCCAUGAAGAUCACAGGGAACAGGGCGGUGGUCGCCAUCGUCUACGUGUGGCUGCACUCGCUGGUGGGCUGCCUGCCGCCGUUGUUCGGCUGGUCCUCCUUCGAGUUUGACUGUUUAAAGCGGACAUGUGUCGCAGCCUGGUCCAGGGAGCCGAGUUACGCCGCCUUCUGGGUCACCUGGUGCAUCCUCCCGCCCUUCUUCAUCAUGCUGGCCUGCUAUGGAGUCAUUUUCCGCGUUGCUCGCAUGAAAGCCAGAAAAAUUCACUGCGGGACGGUCGUUGUAGCCCAAGACGACUCAACUGGAACUCAGAGGAACGGACGCAAGAACUCAAGCACUUCAACUUCCUCUAACGGGAGCAGACGGAGCCUCGUGUACGCAGGGAGUCAGUGCAAGGCCUUCGUCACCAUCUUGGUGGUGAUCGGCACCUUUCUCAUAACUUGGGGGCCGUACGUUGGGGUGGUGUGUACAGAGGGCCUGUGGGGUCAGGGCAGCGUCUCUCAGGAGCUGGAGACUCUGGUGGCGUGGCUCUCUUUCUGCAGCGCCGUGUGCCACCCGCUCAUUUAUGGCCUGUGGAAUAAAACGGUGAGGAAGGAGCUGCUGGGGAUGUGCUUCGGCGAUCGUUACUACAGAGAGUCGUUUGCCACAAGGCAGCGGACGUCCCGACUCUUCAGCAUCUCCAACAGGAUCACAGACUUGGGUAUGUCCCCGCACCUGACUGCAAUGCUGGCCGGAGGAGGACACCUGUUGGCCCAAGGAAGCAGCACAGGAGACACCGGCUUCAGCUUCACUCAGGACUCAGGCACCGAUGUGAUGCUGCUGGAGAACUCCUGCACAGACGGCUCCUCCUUCCCCUCGCAAAACGGGAAUCCGUCCGGGAAGAGGCGGAGUUCGGUCACCUUUGAAGACCAGGUGGAGCAUUCCAAAGCUGAAAGCACGUCUUCAGCUCAAGUCCACGCAGAGAUUCACAAAUCUCUCGACUCGUUCGCUUCCUGCUUGGCGCAGGCCAUCGAGAGCGACGCCAAGCUCGCGCUGUUCGAGCAGAGUCUAGCGCCGCAGGGGGGAGGGCUCUUUGUGACGAGGGGGGCGCAGAAGCCCCGAUACCCGGACGGUCAGAGACUGAGGCUGGAGAGCAUCGAUGAAGGCAUCGUCAAGGACGACAGAGAAGAGGAGGAGGAGGAGGAGAAGCUCCUCUGAUUGCUGAAGUCUGGAUUCUCUGAUGUUAUUGGCAGACAGGGAGAGGCACUUUUUCACUCAAAGGAACACUGUCAGUGUCCGGGCGAAUUUUUCUAUCACGUUUGUACUCUUAAUAGGAAUUUUGUACUACGGUAACCUUACAUGGUAAUAAUGUUUUGCUACACAAUUUUUUUUAUUAUAUAUUUUUAGUAUCUUUAUGUGCUGUGGUCAGUUUGAGUA